AGGUAAUAAUAUGAGUAAAGAAGAAUAACAGGAACAAUGAACUGGGUUGGUGGUUCAAGGAACAGGAUCAAGCUGAAUGAAGAAGAAAAAAAGAAAAAGGAGUUUUUUGAGCGUCAAAGACAUCGUGGUAAAGAGGCAUUAGCAAGCUCAAGUAAAUCAACAGUGAGUCAAGAUGUUAUCGGGAUGAAAACAGUAGAUAAAGCCAACAGGAAUCCGUGGCAACUCACCACCAAAGGAGAUCGCUCUCAAAAAGCAAAGUUACCUGAUAAUGGCAGUUUAAAGAGCAACACUUCAAGAUUACAUCAUGUAGACAUGUCUCCUACUCUUGGAAAGUCAGGCCUAGAUAGACGUCCACAAGAAAUACUCCAAAGAGCUUUACGGGGUCCAAGCGCAGUACCUGCCUGGUGCACCUCAAUCAAAACAUCCCCCGACUCUCAACAAGACUCAACGAGUCCCAAAAGAUCUGCUCAGAAUGCGGCCGGUAUUUUUGACACAAACAGAAACAUACCAUACAGUAAACUAGCUAACACGCCAUCCUCCUAUCGAGUUAAAAGACAAUCAAAUGACUGUGACCAACCUUCAAGUUUUUUUGAUGAGCUGCCCGAAUUCAAAAAGCUUAAGAGUAGUCAGCAUUGUGACUCGAAUGCUUCUUCGUCAAAGUUUGGAAACAUUGCAACACCAGGGUAUGUAAAUGGUCAGAUAUUCAAGCGGGGUGAUGAUACCAUUGAAUUUGAUGACGGAAAAUCUGGCGACACAGGAGAUGAAAUGUACAGUUCCCUUUCCUCCUCAGCCCCAAAGACUCUUUCAAUUCAUAAAAAUCAAACCAGCUCCCCAAAGAAUAUAAACAGCUUACCAAAACCAGUUUUUUCAAAUUCGACAAACCGAGGACCAAGAAAAGAACGUCAUAUUUGGAGUUCUGAAAGUACUGCGGACGAAAAUCUAAGCUCACUUUUGGCUGCACCACAAUCAGACGCCAACCUUAACAAGAGUGUUUGUGGAGAAGCAUCAAAAAUUACACGCUCUCAGAGGCAUACUUCAAAACCUAGCAAUGCAGAUAAUAUGUCCUUACCCUCCUAUGGAAUAUUUGACGAAACAAGAAACACGUUUCCCUCUGGUUUUCGUUUUACCAACUACUCGACACCUGCACAUCCUGAUGCAUUGCAAGACUCCUCAUUUCUUGCAUCACAGAGGGUGUCGCAGGGCAUGAUGGACAAACGCUUCCGCAACUCUUGGUUAUCCAUGAAGGACACCCCUCUGGUGUCGAAACCAAAACUUGGUGAUCCAAAGAGGGGACAUAUGUUUUAUGAAAUGGAUGAGACUCGUGAUUUGUUUUCUGGGGAGAUUUCCAUAAAUAAGAUUGAUACGAGUCUAUCACCAAAUAUUGAAUCUGCGUCAAAGCGAUCUAUUGUAAACGAAACCGUUCUGCUAGACAAAACCUUUUCAUGUGGUCAGAAGAUUCCUUCCUCUAUUAACUUCUAUCAAGAAGAUUUAAUCGAAACAAACAUUCAAUCUGGAUUAGAUUAUUCUGUCAAACUAGAAGAUAUUCACGAUUGCUCGGUUCCUAAUUUAUUGCCAGUUAAAAGACCAAACGAUGAGAAACCUUUCAAUACGGAAACUAGAGAAACUUCCAUCCAGACAGAACGAACAAAGGAUGGUCUCGUUGGUACUCAAACUUUCAAAUCUAUAUGUUAUUCACUUGUAGAUCAUCCAUACUCCAAAGCAACAGUUCAUUUAAAAAUUGUACUAUCUGCUAUAAGAAAUCUAGUGUCAUUGGACAUUGAACCAGCGAAAUUUGAGGUUGAAACUCAAACUGUUGAUGUUUCGAUUUCGGACAAGUCACCUGGUGAAAAAUCAAGCACGCAGCACUCCGAGUCUCCUUCACAAAAGGACCACGAUAUGGACGAAAUAGUUCACUUCGGAGAGACAGACUUUAGCUCUGAGUUAGAAGUAGUAGAUAGUACACCUACAGCCUGUUCGCCUUCUUACAGUGACAGCAUAACUGCUGACGAUUGUGUCGAACAACAUGAUGUGGAAGAAUUAAUGAGCAAUGUUGAUCAAAUUGUGUUUUCCACAACAGAUUUUGAAGAUUGUGUCACCGAUAUUUUGUCCCAAGAACCUGUUCGUGUCCCCUCUGAAAACGAAAAUGAUGAUCUUGGUGAAAAUGAAAACUUAAUCUUGACUGAAAUGUCUGGUAAAUAUGUUGAUAAACUGAAAUGUGAGAAAUCUAGUCAAGAUUCUUUAAAUACGCCUUUGGAAGCCUCGACAGCAGUGGGGAAAACUUCACCAAACCCUCCUUCUCCGAAAAUUAAACCGAGACCAAUAAUGUGGCCUGAUGAGGAGAUGUUUUUCGUUAAGCUUCCUGAUAUAAUACAUCAACCAUCUAAUCAUGAAUCAGAUAGGAUUGACCAGUCUCUUGGCAGCCAUUUGAAGUUAGGCAAUGAUAAGGAGAAUGUGUUCACCAAAUCCGUUGAACCAGAAAACAUUGUCUUGAAAAUAACGAACUCGAAACCUGUGAAAAGAUCAUCUCCAAAAAGAAAGUUUGUCCCGUUUUUUACUUCUCAGACUGUAAAGAAAUCCGUACCAAAAGGUACAGAGGAGGACCCUAUCAAGCUAAGUCCAGAAAUAAAAUUCGUUGGAUCUGAUAAACCGAAUGUUUCGAAGAAAUCACCCUUUAUGAUUGUCGGUAAAAAGUCAACCUCUAAGGCAAAAAGCACAGAUGGAAGCACUUCCUGCACUGAGAUUAUUCAGCUCGAUGGAAAUAUUUCAGUUGCUUCAGAAUUGAGCAUGGAUGAAAAUCGACAAGAGUUGAGUGAACUAAAUAAGAAGUGCUUUUCUUCUGAAAGUGCUGAACCAUUCAUGAUAUCAGAGUCGACACCCAAUAUUAUUAUGUCUACGGUUCAAGAAAAAAUUGAAUAUUGUAAAUCGCUCCCAAAACAUGAUAUCAACGGACAUUCUGAACCCGGACUGCCCUCAAAUGACAACCAAAGUUCGAAUAACAUUCAACCUAAGAGAACUCAAUCCAUUUAUUACUCGCAACAACUGCUGUCUACUAAUCAGAGGCCUAUCGUGAUGUUCUCGUCACAACCAAUUAGCAAACUUGCUGAAAUCUACGCUUCAAAAUAAGCUUUUCUUAGUAUCUGAUGAAUAAUGAAUUAUUGUACCUCCACGACCCACGUGCCUGUUAGAUAUACUAUGUUAAACGUGACUCAGGUGUGUUAACCGUAAAGUUAAGAUUUAUUUUAUGGUGAUUUUCAUCUUACAAUAAUUGUUAUGGUUUUUGAGUGGUUCAGAAUUGAGAUGGCAUGCAAAUCGCAUCACUGUUAUUUAAAUUAUUGUAUGUCAGUCACUGAG
This is a messenger RNA of Bolinopsis microptera, 3351 nucleotides long. RefSeq lists its product as uncharacterized. The transcript has 6 exons. Bases 37 to 3123 code for a protein of 1028 amino acids. NCBI's taxonomy places the organism in Eukaryota, Metazoa, Ctenophora, Tentaculata, Lobata, Bolinopsidae. The record is from RefSeq and is a predicted model, not a curated record.